Mycena citricolor is the source of this 342-nucleotide messenger RNA. The record is from the annotation of a GenBank genome assembly. NCBI's taxonomy places the organism in Eukaryota, Fungi, Basidiomycota, Agaricomycetes, Agaricales, Mycenaceae.
AUGGAAACUGAGCCACCUGUUAGCACACCAGCUGUGACCAAGUCUGCUGAUACCUUGUUAGAGGCAGCACUGGCCGCAGCAAAUGCAGCAGGAGACAUGGACUGGUCAUCUGAAGAUGGUGUCAAGCUCACCUUUGAUAUUAUCACGGCCAUUGAGGCUGAUGAGGACGCCAAAAACGCACUGUUCCCAGGACACGGGUCCAAUCCUCGCACUGGCGGCAAGAGCAAGACCAACUUCCACCGGAGCCUGGCUGUCACCGUUGAUAGGCUGGCUACCAGACGCACUCUGCACCAGCUCUUGUAUUGUGUCACGGUUGACAGUGUUGCGCUCAGUAGGGCUUAA